Messenger RNA from Bolinopsis microptera, 2048 nucleotides. RefSeq lists its product as uncharacterized. NCBI's taxonomy places the organism in Eukaryota, Metazoa, Ctenophora, Tentaculata, Lobata, Bolinopsidae. The transcript is spliced from 7 exons. The coding region runs from base 120 to 1748 and encodes 542 amino acids. The record is from RefSeq and is a predicted model, not a curated record.
UUGACCGUUUUCAAGAGGCUGGUGUGACCACAGUUGGACACGAUGCACAUAAUCCUGUCACAAGGAAAAUCCUGGGGCUUGAUGCCAACGCCCUUUAUUUAUGGUGUACAGCUCAAGAGAUGGCCUCCGGGCUAUACAUUCGAAGAAGGGCGGCUGACAACUUCCGCAAAGAAUAUCCUAGCCCGAUCUCUAUGGUGGCAACGGAAUGGUUGGCUGAUGUUGAGCAUCGGGAAAACAUCUCAAUACAACAUGUCAGAAACACAGGGGAGUACAGAAUCGGCGCCAGGAGACUCGCUGUCGAUGGUUACCACAGGGAGACGAACACAGUUUACCAGUUUCAAGGGUGCUAUUUCCAUGGCUGCCCUUCCUGCAAGAAAGAUAAUCGCGACGUCAAAGUCAGCGGCAGAACUUUGAAUGAAAAAUUCAAAAAGACGAAAGAGAUUAGUGAUUACAUCAGGAAGCUGGGUUAUACCCUGGUGGAAAUGUGGGAAUGCUCGUGGACUCAAUACAAGAAAGGGCAUGAUAUUCACAACCGCUACGUCUAUACCACUGAACACCUGUAUAGAAUGACUAAAGACAGGAUACUCGAAGAAAUCUUGAACGGACACCUAUUUGGUGCGGUUCAAUGUGACUUGAGGGUUCCUGAUCACCUCAAGGCUCACUAUGCAGAAAUGCCUCCUAUCUUUAAAAAUACCACCGUGACGGCAGAUGAUAUCGGUGAACAUAUGACUGAAUUCCUCCGUUCAACGGGGAAAUCUUUCAAGCCGACUCGAUAUUUAAUCGGGUCAAUGUUUGCCGAGAAGAUUCUGAUAAUCACGCCGUUAUUGAUUUGGUACGUUCAGCAUGGGCUUGAGGUGACGGAUAUCCAUCAAGUCAUAGAAUUCGCACCCAGCAGGUGCUUCAAAUCCUUUGCUGACAACGUAUCGGAAGACAGGAGGGCUGGUGAUCAAGAUCCGGCCUUGAGAGUUGUAGCUGAGACCAGUAAACUAAUAGGGAACAGCUUCUAUGGAUAUACGAUAAUGAACAAGAGCAAGCACGUCAAGGUGGACGUAGUGGAUCAGGAGACUGCCGCAGAUCUCAUUAACGGCCCCCGCUUCUCCGCCUUGGAUGAGCUUUCAGAUAACUGCUACGAGGUAACAUCGAGAAAGAAGAGUAUACGUCACAAUCUUCCUAUCCAGAUUGGUUUUUUCGUUUACUCCUAUGCAAAGUUAAGAAUGCUCUCUUUUUACUUUGAUGUGCUCGUGAGUUACAUCCCUCGACCGUACUUCUCUCUUUGUGAGAUGGAUACGGACUCGCUGUACAUGGCACUUGCAGCUGACACGCUGGAUGAGCUCAUAAAACCUGAGCUCAGGCAAGAUUGGGCUCAGAUAAAGUUGCAGUGGUUUCCUCGUACAGAUACCGAAGAACACGCGGCUUACGAUAGGAGGACGCCAGGGUUAUUCAAAGUAGAGUGGAGCGGAGGUGGCUUUGUUGGACUUUCGGCUAAAACCUAUUUCUGUUUCGAACCUGAUGCCAAACAGAAAGAGAAGUGUUCGACAAAAGGCAUCAACAAGGCAGCUCAGGUCACUAUAGAGCAUUUCCGUUCAGUUCUGCAAACGAAGCAAAGUGUCAGCUCAACAAACAGAGGCUUCAUAGUCAAGAACAACACCAUGUUGAGCUAUCGAAUGGAAAGAAAGGGCUUGAGCUACUUUUACUGUAAAAGGAAGAUACUUGAUGACGGCAUCAGUACCACUUUUUUAGACAUUUGAUGUAUCUCACAUCGGUUUUGUAUACAGUAUAUGUAAAUUUGUAAUUGGAAGCUGUAGUUUCAUUCUAUUUUUGUCUUUGUGUAAAACUGAUGUUUACAUCCUUUGAUAUUUUACGCUGAUUGGUCUUAACCUUGAUCACGUGACUCGAUAGAAACCCUACUCCAUAUUAGAAGGCAAUGUUCCCUUGUUAUACCAUAAAUGGUAAUCUGUAGUUCGACCACCUGUGGUCGACUACCUGUGAUCACGUGACAACGCCAACUAGCCAACCAGAUUCACAAAAACGAAUAUAAAUCACGUGAC